AUGGCAAGAGAGAUUGUGAAUGCAGAAUUGGAGGAGAUGUUGAGUGAAUCAUUAGCAUAUUCUAACGAAGCUAAGAAAUUGCCGUUUUUGUCAUUAAAUCAUGUCUCUUUUGUCUGCAAAUCUGUCAAGAAAUCUGUGCAGUUUUACGAGGAAGUUCUUGGAUUCGUCCUAAUCAAGAGACCCUCUUCUUUCGACUUUGAAGGGGCUUGGUUGUUCAACCAUGGAAUAGGAAUCCAUUUGCUUGGAGCAGCAGAAAAUGUUCCCAACAAGAAAGAGAAAAUAAACCCGAAAGACAACCACAUUUCAUUCCAAUGCUCAGAUAUGGAACUCAUAAUCCAGAAAUUACAAGAAAUGGAGAUAGAAUAUGUGACAGCAGUGGUUAAAGAAGGAAGCAUAACAGUGGAUCAAUUGUUCUUCCAUGAUCCAGAUGGCUAUAUGAUUGAAAUUUGCAAUUGUCAAAAUUUACCAGUUCUUCCACUUUCAUCCUGCCCUCUUAAGGAGCUACCAAACCCUAUUCCUAAAAUAACAACAUCGUCUAUCUCCUGGAAGAAGUUGCAGUGCAGAGAAGUAGAAGCUCUGAUGCUGGAGAAUUUGGCAGCGGAAAUGAUGGACAUUUCAAUUUGA
Fraxinus pennsylvanica is the source of this 624-nucleotide messenger RNA. Lineage: Eukaryota; Viridiplantae; Streptophyta; Magnoliopsida; Lamiales; Oleaceae. The record is from the annotation of a GenBank genome assembly.